Messenger RNA from Piliocolobus tephrosceles (Ugandan red Colobus), 1151 nucleotides. It is a transcript of the gene GXYLT2, whose product is annotated as glucoside xylosyltransferase 2. Bases 150 to 1151 code for a protein of 333 amino acids. Gene Ontology annotation, molecular function: UDP-xylosyltransferase activity. Lineage: Eukaryota; Metazoa; Chordata; Mammalia; Primates; Cercopithecidae. Gene Ontology annotation, biological process: protein O-linked glycosylation via N-acetylgalactosamine. The transcript has 5 exons. The record is from RefSeq and is a predicted model, not a curated record.
CGCCGGCCGCCCGCCGGCCGCCACGACCCCAGUCCCCGGCGGGCGGGCGGAGAGGCGACCGCCGCGCGCUGCUGCAUUCGUCCUGCCGCCGCCGCGAUGCGCAGAGGGACCGAACCGCCUGGGGGCCGCCGCCGCCGCCGCGCCGCACCAUGAAGCUCCGCAGCAAGGCGGCGGCGCUGCUCCUGCUCGCGCUGGCCGCGCUGCUGCUGGCGCUGCUGUCCCUGCGCGCUGGCCGCGCUGAGCCCCCAGCGCCUCCCGCACGUCCCGCGUCUGCCCCGCAGCGCCACCCCGCGCCGGUCCCCGCGCGCUGGCCGGGACCGGGCGCCCUCCCCGGGGCCAGCCCGGGAGUUCGGAGGCGCCGGCCCCCGCGUCUGCGCCCCCGAGCGGGCCGCCGGGGCGCUGCGAGACUGGAGAAGUUGGCGAGGAGGCCUGGAGAACCCAGGAGUUUCCAAGCUGUGCUGCCACCCGAGCUCUGGAUCCACCUGGCUGUGGUGGCCUGUGGCAAUCGGCUGGAGGAGACGCUGGUCAUGCUCAAAUCAGCUGUGCUGUUUAGCCACAGAAAGAUCCAAUUCCACAUCUUCACUGAAGACUCUCUGAAGCCCGAGUUUGAUAAGCAGUUGCGCCAGUGGCCUGACUCAUAUACAAAGAAGUUUGAGCACAGAAUCUACCCCAUCACAUUUUCUGUUGGAAACCCUCAGGAGUGGAAGAAAUUGUUCAAACCCUGUGCUGCCCAGAGACUCUUUCUUCCGCUGGCACUGACUGUGGACAUGUAUGUCUUCCUCUUUUUACCACCAGAGUGUCUCUAUGUAUUCCCCUGCCAGUGGAACUACCGUCCUGAUCACUGCAUGUAUGGAAGCAACUGCAGAGAGGCUGAGCAUGAAGGUGUGUCUGUUCUGCAUGGAAACCGAGGCGUCUACCAUGACGAUAAGCAACCGACAUUCAAAGCACUCUAUGAAGCAAUACGGGAUUUUCCCUUUCAAGACAAUCUCUUUCAAUCCAUGUAUUACCCCCUUCAGCUGAAGUUUUUGGAGACUGUGCACACUUUAUGUGGACGGAUCCCGCAAGUUUUUCUGAAGCAAAUUGAGAAAACAAUGAAAAGGGCUUAUGAGAAACACGUCAUCAUCCAUGUUGGCCCCAACCAGAUGCACUGA